AUGAGAGAUCAUUUGAACAACAAGUCGCAAGAGUACCAGAAGCUGCUGCUAUCAGCGUCCAUAAGGAGAGAGGCAAAACAGAAUGAAGAAAAUAACGAUGCGAAAAAUUACUCGUGUGGAAAGAGCCACAAUAAUAAUUUUAUCCUAUACAUGGAAUUUAAAUUCGAGAAUAUAAUCCUGUCCAGGUAUCUAUUUGACAUCAGGGAUGAGUUGGGGACGCCGAUCCGGAACAGCGUACAAAUAACGAGGUUCAUCAUCAUGAGGAGCGACAACCACAUCAUGGGCACGUGUGUAUCCAACAGAGUCAUCCUCUGCUACAGAAACGACAAGGAGACGAAAACUAUACUCCACAAGCUCAAGGAGGAAUUAAAAAGAAAAUAUUUCAUAAGUCUAACCGAUGAAAGAAAUGAAGACACAAACGGUAAUGAGAUCGACAAGUCCCUCCUUUCAUACAUUAUUCAAUUUACUUUAGUAUGUAAGUACAUAGAGAGUGGGAAGUGGGUUCACAUAUGGGAUAACAUGAAUACUAUAGUUGAAUCCAAAUUUUGUGGAAAUAAUUCGAGUAAAUAUUUUAACUGUAUAGGUUUUAAAUUUGAUAUUUUAAAUACGAAUUAUAAGGUGACUAGCCAAAAGAAGAAUUGUAUACAUUUGGUGCAAAUGCAUUUAAAGGUUAUGUUAAGUAUGUAUAAGAUUCUUCCUGUAGUGGAAGAACAAAUUUGUGAACACAUGUUUGUAUAUUGCCUACCGCGGUGUUCCAUGAGGGCUACCAUUUUAAAUGUUCAAGACAUUUCAGAUGCAACAGUGGAGAAACAAAAUUUCAAUUACAAGGAUUAUUGGCUUCACGUACACGGUUAUGUGUUAAACCAAAAUGCGCUGAAAAAAAUUGUCAAGGUGAGACUCUACAAAGGAGUUUUUAAUUACCCCCAAGGAGUUCUCCUAAGGGAUAAUAUAUAUAAAUUAAAUAUACCCAUAAAAAAUGAACCUUUUUUUUACGUCUGCCAAUUUUUGAGUACUUUUGAAUUGUUAAAAAAGGCACAAAUGAAUUUGUUGAAAUGGUCCCAGUGUGAUGAUGCAGCAGGGAACAAUAUCUACGAUGAUCUUUUCCUACCUCACAAUAGCAUUGGAGUAAGAAAGGAACAGGGGGAUGGUCAGGAUGAUUCAGAAUUUUACUCAAAACUGAAUCGAAUUUGUAAACACCAAUUUGAAGGGAACAAUUUUUCUCAAUCCAUUUCGCAAUCAAAUAAAGUACAAAAGACAUACGACAAUUCGUACCACAUGUAUGGAAAUACUUUAACCACCUCAGGGGUUUCAAUCAACUUGGACUUUUCGAAAAACAAAAAAAGUGGUAACGGAAAGGACUCCUGUAACAGCGAAUUGGAUACCUUCCUCAAGGAGUCUGCCUUGGCCUACUACGCAAGACAUGCUAACCCAUUCAAUACAAAUGACCUGACUCACAAAAACAAACAGCAAGACACCACAGUAGUGCAUAUAAUGGAUAAUCAGCACCGCCAAGCAGCGAAGACAAGGGCACAAAUGGAAGAAGCUUACACGGUGGGGAAUCCACACCAAAGCAACAACCAAUUGGACACAUACCUACACAACGUUGCAAAGAGUUACAACUCCGUGGAGGAAAACAAUGCCGAUCAUAUGACCGAGGUUAGCAUGCUGGGAAAAGUAAACCCACAAAUUAUUUUUUCCAAAGAUUUUGAGAAUUUUCUGGACAAUCUAGAUGAGGCCGCGCUGUACCAGCAGGAGCCCCUACUAACCCAAGUGAAUUUUGACCAGCGGGAAGGGAAGCGGCCCAAUUUUCCCAUGACCAGCCCGCCACUUGGCCAGCAGAAAGAUUACACGCAGGGGUCAUGA
This is a messenger RNA of Plasmodium fragile, 1863 nucleotides long. RefSeq lists its product as uncharacterized. NCBI's taxonomy places the organism in Eukaryota, Apicomplexa, Aconoidasida, Haemosporida, Plasmodiidae. The transcript is spliced from 3 exons. The coding region runs from base 1 to 1863 and encodes 620 amino acids. The record is from RefSeq and is a predicted model, not a curated record.